AUGGCGUCAGGAUUGAAAGCUCGCAUUGGACUGGCUCCUGACCAAGCUGGUGUUAUUCUUGAGUCGGGUGUUAUUAAACACCGGGAACUUCCCAGAUCUUCAAUUUCCGGGCGUGGUAUGCGGCGGGAAUAUCAGCCUGGCUGCGGGGGAGAAGUUGGUAGGAUAGCAACAGCAGCGGAUCCGGUGAAUGCUGCUUUCCCAGAUGGAAUGAAGGCACUUAAGGGGGUGGGAAUAAUGGAAGCAGGGACCAAGAAAAUAGGAUAA
Aspergillus vadensis CBS 113365 is the source of this 264-nucleotide messenger RNA. RefSeq lists its product as uncharacterized. NCBI's taxonomy places the organism in Eukaryota, Fungi, Ascomycota, Eurotiomycetes, Eurotiales, Aspergillaceae. Bases 1 to 264 code for a protein of 87 amino acids. The transcript has 3 exons. The record is from RefSeq and is a predicted model, not a curated record.